Molecule: messenger RNA, 5271 nt
Organism: Clunio marinus
Lineage: Eukaryota; Metazoa; Arthropoda; Insecta; Diptera; Chironomidae
Source: the annotation of a GenBank genome assembly
AUGAGUUGUAGAAAGAUUUUAUGGCUGCUAAUUGUAGCCGGACUACAUUUACUUGUGGCUGGUGCACAUGGAUCGGGACCUGGUCCGGGUGGUAUCUUUCCCCGACGACGUUCAUCAAACGAUGGUGUAAUGCAAUCACGUGCUGUCGAUACGCGAGUUCAGUUUGAAGUGCUUGAAGGUGAACCACGUGGAACUAUCGUCGGUUAUAUUCCAACAAAGCCAGGAUUCACUUAUAGAUUUAAUGAACCACCAAGAGAAUUCUCUUUAGAUUCUGUAACUGGUGAAAUAAAAACGAAUGCAAUUUUAGAUCGUGAAGUGCUUACAAAUGAUCGCUAUGAUUUAGUGAUAUUAAGUAGUCAACCAACAUAUCCAAUCGAAGUGCGAAUCAAUGUCCAAGAUAUUAAUGAUAAUUCACCUGAAUUUCCUGAACCAAGCAUCGCUGUUUCAUUCUCAGAAAGUGCUGCACAAGGUACAAGAUUAUUACUUGAUGCAGCAACAGAUAAGGACAGUGGAAUAAAUAAAGUCACUGACGAUUAUCGUAUCGUUGAUGGCAAUCACGACGAUAAAUUUCGUUUAGCUGUCACAACUAAUCCUAGUGGUGAUGUUUCAUAUUUGCAUCUUGAAACAACUGGAAAGUUAGAUCGUGAAACUCGAGGUUUUUACAUUUUAAAUAUUUCUGCUCGUGAUGGUGGCAGCCCACCAAAGAAUGGUUAUUUGCAAGUCAAUGUAACAAUCCUUGAUGUUAAUGAUAAUCCACCAAUCUUUGAUCACAGUGAUUACAUCGUGUCAUUGAAUGAAAGUGUCUUGCCAGGAACUUCAGUUUUACGUGUCAUGGCAUCUGAUAAUGAUUUAGGUGAUAACAGUAAGAUUACUUAUUAUCUCGCUGAUACUGAAACACAAUUCACUGUCGACCCUGAAUCUGGUGUUAUCUUAACAACUGAACAACUUUCAUGUCCACAACAAAAUUGUCCGACAUUUUCAAAGCCAAGUGGCGGAUGUCCAAAGAGUUGUGUGUUUACAGUUUUUGCUAGAGAUCAUGGAUCACCACGUCAAGAUGGAAGAACAUAUGUGACAGUUAAUCUUGUUGAUACAAACGAUCAUGAUCCAAUAAUAAGAUUUCAAUAUUUUCCACCAACCGGAAGUUAUGCAACUGUUGAUGAAAAUGCUGUUAAUGGUUCAGUUGUUGCUGCUGUUUCAGUUGAAGAUAUGGAUGAAGGUCUUAAUGGUGACACAAGUUUAAAGAUUAUUUCUGGUAAUGAUCUUCAUCAUUUUCGACUUGAUAAGACUCCAAGCUUUGACAUUGUUCGUGUUAAUGGCGUGUUGGAUCGUGAAGAAAUAGGAAAAUAUAAUUUAACAGUUGUUGCAACUGACAAAGGGUCACCACCUCGAACAGCAACAGCACAUUUAAUUAUUCAUGUUAAUGAUGUUAAUGAUCAUGAACCUGUGUUUGAAAAGUCAGAAUAUUCAGCGAUUCUCAGUGAACUUGCACCGCCAGGGACUUAUGUUGCAAGCAUUAUAGCAACUGACGAAGAUACUGGUGUCAAUGCACAAAUUUAUUACGAUUUUGUAUCGGGAAAUAACAAACAAUGGUUUAUGAUUGAUUCAGUUUCUGGUUUGAUUACCACGAAGUCUGCAUUAGAUCGUGAAGUUCAAGGCAGCGUUGAGCUUAGCAUUUCGGCUCGUGAUGGCGGUCCCAAUCCAAAGUGGGCUUAUACACACCUUAAAGUUACAAUUCUCGAUGAGAACGACGAAAAACCUCAAUUUUCUCAACCACAUAUUAAUGUAAGUUUAAGUGAGAAUACUCAGCCACACACAUUAGUCGCAAUGUUGACCGCAGCUGAUCAUGAUCAAGGAACAAAUGGAAGUGUUUCAUAUAAACUUCAUUCAAGUGUUCAACAAAAUUAUCCAAAUAUGUUUGCAUUGGACUCAUUGACUGGGCAAUUAACGAUUAAAAGUAAACUUGAUCGUGAAAUGAUUUCUGAUUAUGAGAUUCAAGUGAUUGCAAAAGAUCAAGGAAUUCCACAACAAUCAUCGACAGCAACAGUUUUCCUUAAAGUCGAAGAUGUGAAUGACAACAACCCUGAAUUUUAUCCAAAAAGAUAUUUUGUUGCUUUAGCUGACGAUACUGCAAUUGGAACAUCAAUCUUGAAGGUUCAUGCGAAUGACCGUGACGAGGGUGAUAAUGCAAUCAUCACAUACAAAUUAGAAAGUGGUGGUGAGAGUCUCUUCGUAGUCGAUAAUUGGACUGGCGUUGUUAGUCUUCGGUCAAGUCUUCGAUCAUCACAAAAAUCUUUGUUUAAGUUGAAAAUAUCAGCAAAAGAUCGUGGCGAUCGUCGAACGGAGAAAGACGCAAUCGUUGAAAUAAUUCGAGAAGCUAAAUUGGAAGAGCUUGAAUUCGAUUCACCUGACAAUUACGAGUUUCAAAUCUAUGAAGAUUUCGGCAGCGACAAUCAAAAGAUUGGCCGUGAAGUUGGAAAACCGAAAAUCACAUCGUCAACAGCUUCGGUUGAAUACGCAAUUGUUUAUGGUGAUCCGAAUGGAAAUUUUAAAAUUGAUGAACGUUCUGGUGUCAUCACAACAGCAACAAAAAUUGAUCGAGAAGUUACAAUGACAUACACAUUAACAAUUGUAGCGAGAGCUGGUUUAGCUUAUGGCAAGACUUUAGUGAAUGUUUCAGUGUUGGAUUUGAAUGACAAUGCACCAAAUUUUGCGAGAGAUCAUGACGAUAUUCACAUUCCAGAAAAUGCAGCUGUUGGUCAAGAAAUUUAUCUCGCUCGUGCAAGAGAUAAAGAUGCUGGAAUUAAUUCAAGAGUCACUUACAGUUUGACUUUCAAUCCCGACGAACAAUUUAGAAUAUCAGAAGCAACUGGCGUUCUUUAUCUUAAUCGCCCAAUUCGUGUUGACCCUGGAACAGUCCUACAUAUUGAAAUUACAGCAACUGAUGGUGGUGAUCAACCACUGUCAUCAAAGAACAAUCUCAUCAUAACAAUAGAAGACGUGAACGAUCAUACGCCUGUCUUCGAUCACACAUCAUAUGAGACAUCACUUUUAGAGUCAACGCCAGUCAAUUCACGCUUUUUCGCACUCUCAGCUUCAGACGCUGACCUUGGUGCAAAUGGUCGCAUUUCAUACAAGAUAAUUGAAGGAAAUGUCGAGAACAAAUUUGGAAUCUUUCCUGACGGUUACUUGUUUGUUAAAAGUCAUUUAGAUCGUGAACAACGUGACUAUUACUCGUUGACUGUCAGUUGUAAUGACGGUGGCAAUCCAGCUCGAAGUACUGAAGUUCCCGUCAUUAUUCACGUUAUUGAUGAGAAUGACAAUAAUCCGCAAUUUACAAAUGCCACAUUUACCUUCACAAUUGCUGAGAAUGAACCCAUUGAUUCGUUUGUUGGAAAAUUGACAGCAACUGAUCGAGAUAUUGGAAGGAAUGCGGAGUUGAUUUUCAUGCUUUCGAAUGUUCAAAAUGACUUCACUGUUGAUCCACGAAAUGGUUUUAUAAAAACACUUCAUAUCUUUGAUCGCGAAUCUUUAGUCCAAUCAACGGGACAGAAUUUCAUUACACUUGAAGCAACGGUCACUGAUAAUGGAGUUGUGAGAUUGAAAGAUAAAGUUAAAGUAAAGAUUUUCAUCACUGAUGUUAACGAUCACGCACCACAAUUCUUACGAGCUCCUUAUAAAGUGCAAGUUUCAGAAGGUUCACAGAUUGGAUCACAACUUGUUCGAGUUUAUACAUUUGAUGCCGAUGAAGGUCUCAAUGGUGACGUCUUUUAUUUCAUCUCAGAUGGAAAUGACGGGGGAAAGUUUGCGAUUGACGAGGCCACAGGUCAACUGACACUUGUCAAAUCACUCGAUCGUGAAACACUUUCAUCAUAUAAGCUUACAAUUGUUGCACAUGAUGCAGCAAUGACCGAGCGAUUAAGUGCUACAACAACAAUUACAAUCGAUGUACUCGAUGAAAAUGACGACGCACCAGAGUUUGUUCAGACUGAUACAAAAAUAUCUGUCAUUGAAACAACUCCAAUUGGAACUGAAUUAAUUAAAUUCCGUGCAACUGAUUCGGAUUUAGGUGUUAACAGUCAAUUAACUUAUUCGAUUGCAGCUGGUAACCGUCGCGACACCUUUCAUAUUGAUCCCAUUACUGGUUCUUUAUAUUUGCAUAAAAUGUUGGAUUAUGAAGAUACGCAAUCAUAUGCUUUAAACAUCACAGCGUCAGAUGGUGGAAAUCCAAGAUUGUCAACGACAAUAAUGUUUGUUGUUAAUGUUCUCGACUCUAAUGAUAAUGCUCCAAGCUUUCCCAACACUGCAAUUGUGAGACAAAUCCGUGAAGGAAUUCCAAUAAACACACCAAUAGUGACGAUAACAGCCGAAGAUCCUGAUUCCGGUCUUAAUGGUAAAGUGACUUAUUCCAUUCAAAGUCAAGAUCCAACAUUCGGUCAACGACAUUUCGGCAUCAAUGAAUCGUCAGGCGUCAUCUUUACAAUGCGACAAAUUGAUCGUGAAUCAGUCGAUACAUUCCGACUCACAGUGGUGGCCACUGAUCAAGCAUCAGUUCCGUCACAACGGUUGUCAGCUGAGAAGUUAGUUACGGUAAUUGUCGAAGAUAUUAAUGACAAUGAACCAAUUUUCGUGUCGAUGAAUGCCGCUGUGCUUCCAUUGAAAGAUAUUCGUGUAGAAUCAGGUCGAGAUGGUCUGAUGAUUAUGAAUGUGUUCGCUCGCGAUGCCGAUUCAAGCUCAAAUGGACUCGUGACUUACGAGAUGGUAAGCGGAAAUAGUGAAUUAUUUAAAUUGCAUCGUAGUUCAGGUGUGAUCUAUUUAAAGAAGACAAUAAAUAAUCCCGAAGCUCGAUAUCAGUUGGCUGUGAAAGCAACUGAUGAAGCAGUACAAAAUGAACGAAAAUCUAGUGACGCGUAUAUAACAAUAAUCUCAAGUAGUUCGUCAAAAGACGGGCCAGUGUUUGAACAAAAAGAUUUAUCGGGAAGUGUUUUUGAGAAUGAACCCGCCGGGACAAGUAUUUUGACUGUGUCAGCGCGUAAUAAUGGUGCGGGACAAGAUAUCGAAUAUUAUGUGACGAAUGUCACAGGUGAUGGCAAACAAGUUGAUCGCUUGUUUGAUAUUGAUACCAAAUUAGGAAUAUUAUCGACAGCUAUUGAGUUGGAUCGUGAGAAUGGUAUCGAUACAUACGAGAUAGAAGUUUAUGCAAUUGUCAUUGGUGGACUGCCGAAAACUUCAAAUACAAAGGUAAGUGAACGAACAUCUGUUGAUAAUUUUUAA